This is a messenger RNA of Dreissena polymorpha, 1245 nucleotides long. RefSeq names its product zinc finger protein 235-like. Gene Ontology annotation, biological process: regulation of transcription by RNA polymerase II. The record is from RefSeq and is a predicted model, not a curated record. The transcript has 8 exons. Gene Ontology annotation, molecular function: RNA polymerase II cis-regulatory region sequence-specific DNA binding; DNA-binding transcription factor activity, RNA polymerase II-specific. Bases 1 to 1245 code for a protein of 414 amino acids. NCBI's taxonomy places the organism in Eukaryota, Metazoa, Mollusca, Bivalvia, Myida, Dreissenidae.
AUGUUGGACAAGUACACGUGUCACAUCUGCGGUGUCUGCACUCAGUCAACCACUGCACUUCGAGCCCACAUACGCAUACAUACAGGGGAGAGGCCAUUUGUGUGUCACAUCUGCCAGAAACGGUUUGCCCAGAAAGUUGAGACUCGGCUGCCCAGUGUAACACAGGCAUGGAGUAAGGCAGGCAGCCCCAGACAGGGGGGCACAAGCCCCGCCCAUUGGGCCCCGGGGCAGGAAGGUUUUGUCCCUGUGCCCAGCCAUGAGAUCUAUUGUAGGAUAUGCAAGAAGGGCCAGCAAUCACUGGCUGUGCUACAGGCUCACAUGAGGGUACAUACAGGAGAGAGGCCCUUUAAGUGUGAUAUCUGCAUGAUGGAGGUGGACAUGCGGAAAAGACCUGCACGAUUCAUGUGUCAGUUCUGUAACAGACUGUGUUUUUCCAAAUCCGACCUAGAGAAACAUUUGAGAAUACAUACUGGUGAAAAACCUUUCAAAUGUGGAAUAUGUGGGAAAGGGUUUGCAGACAAAAUGUCGAUGGACAGGCACAUGAUAGAGAGCCAGCGGAGCAGACAUGCAAGAUUCACCUGUCGGUUCUGUAACAGAGUGUGCUGCUCCAAUGCCAACUUGCAGAAACACUUGCGUACUCACACUGGAGAAAAACCUUUCAAAUGUGGCACAUGUGGGAGACAGUUUGGGGACAAAAUUUAUAUGGGCGAGGACCAGUCAGCAAUCCAGCAGAGGAGACCAGCAAGGUUUGAGUGUCAGUUCUGUAACAGGCACUGGUGUUCCAACGUUGAUCUACAGAGGCAUCUGCGAACUCACACCGGAGAAAAACCUUUUAAAUGUGGCAUGUGUGAUAAACAGUUUGCAGACAAAAUUUGCGAUAUGAAGGACAUCAGCUUCGAGCGGUUCAAAGUUUGCCUGAUCUGCAAUAAAAUGUUCCAAAGCCAGACAUUUUUGGACCGCCACAUUCGCUCCCACACAGGAGAGAAACCAUACGCCUGUCCGUGCUGUCAGCGGCCCUUCAGCACCACGAGUCUUGCUUACCUCAGUGAAGGCUCUGUACCAACAUCAACCUCCAAGAUGCGGCGUGCCAGACGCUAUGUGUGCGAUAUCUGCAACAAGGCUUUCACCGAUAACUACAACCUGAUCCAGCACAUCAGAACUCAUACCGGGGAGAGGCCUUAUGCCUGCUUGCAUACACUAAGCAUAGUUGCCACUGACCUUUCAAGUUUCUGGCCUUACAACUGA